Messenger RNA from Plodia interpunctella (Indianmeal moth), 1743 nucleotides. RefSeq names its product Transcript 48 (gene T48). The transcript is spliced from 7 exons. NCBI's taxonomy places the organism in Eukaryota, Metazoa, Arthropoda, Insecta, Lepidoptera, Pyralidae. The record is from RefSeq and is a predicted model, not a curated record. The coding region runs from base 268 to 1311 and encodes 347 amino acids.
CUUACAAUCAUGCGCCAGUCACCGCCGAAACGGCUGCGCGUGCGACCGUGCGCACCUAUGUCGACGAUCCACUCCACUCGAAUUCGGACAAUUUUGAAAUCGUGACAUAGUGUUGUGAUCUUGGAUGUGAUUGUGAUAACUUAUCAAUAAAUUCGUAUCUUAUUUUAUCUAGUGCAAAAAUUGCUCAGUGUAGUGCAGUGAAACCAUGUGAACUGUGCAUUACUGGCGCUGGACUGCAUUCACCUCUUUAUGUAGUAUCACAAUGGGAUGGAAGCGAUGACCCUUUCGGCGCUGGUCGCUCUCGCGUUGGUGGUGCUGGCGAAGUCGUCGCGUGCGCAGCUCCGGCCUGCAGACGCACCCGCCCUCAACGACACACGAUGCGGUGCAGAAUGCGUGCGUUGCGCUGCGGAUGGCUGUGUGAAGUGCGCGCGCCUGCUCAUCUGGCCUGGCGGGACUUGCGUGCACGACUGUCCUACGGGCACCAGGGAGUCCUGGGCCCACGAUGACCACCUCAUGGGCAGGGUCUGCUAUCCCGCUCAUACCUACAAUGAGGUUUUGGUGGGCGGUGCUUGCGGUGCCGUGGCUUGCCUCGCUUUGGUGGCGGCGGGAGCGACGUACGCGUGUUGUCGCAAUAACGCGCGUGCGCGGGCGCAGCCCCUACCGCAGCGGACGCACCACGACGACGACACCCGCCUUAGGGAGUUCCAUAAGCAGCUGGACUGCUUGCGACCUCACGCCUACACACUGCUGGCGAUACUGAAUCACACCCGGAACCAGGUGCGGGAGCUAUACCAAUUAGGCAACAACGACGCUGCUAUGGCUUACAGCUGUGUGCUGAGUGACCUGGCCAAGCUGCUAAUCCUGCUAAACAAGCAGCAGGUGCCCGUGGUCCCGGACGAAUGGCCACGUCUCGCCAGCUGGGCUGAACGAAUACUGAAACGGUAUAGCCGCACAGACAUGUCCCAGCAACAGCAAGAAGGUCAACUGGUCAACUUCCUUAACUCGCCAAGUCAAGGUUCCGACUCAGAAGGGACUCAGCAGUCCUUUUCCACAUUCAAACCACCCUCAUACUCUCCCACUUCUUACGAUAGCAAUUUAUACAAAGAAUCGGAGAGCCAAUGUGAAUGGAGUGACGGGAGACCCCCAAGUUACUCCCAUAUAGAGAGGGAGCGAGAAAGGGAGAGAGAAACUAUAGUUCUCUCAGAUCCUUGGGAGAGACGACCGAUAGUAAGGAGGGAAAGCGUAUGGCUUGAAGAUGAACUUUUUGAGAUGACGAGGCGACCGCAGGACGAACUCACUACCGAACUUUAGGAUAAAAGAAAGAAGAUUUAGACCCAAAAAUGUGAACUAAGUAUUUGUAUCUAUACUAGAUCUUGUCUGUAUUACCAUGCUAUUUUUGUACGGUAAGUAUAAAAUAAAGUACCUAUAUUAUUCUCAGCUUAAAUGAAAAUCGAAUUAUAGAAACAACGGUGCUACUUAUAAAUUAUUAAAAGUCUUUAUAGCAAUACAAAAUCAACAUGUUCACUUUAUUGUUACAGCUAUAAUUUAACAAUAUAAUUAAUUAAUAACAUAGGAUGUAAGUAUUUGUCAAGGUAAGUGUAGGUAGGUAGUAUGUAAAUUAAAAAAAUAUUAAAUAAGAUAUAUCUAAUUAAGAUUAUUUAAUAUCUUUAAUACCAUUCCGUACCUGUUAUAUGAAGUAGAAAAUUUCUUAAAAUAUUAAUUUUGAAUAAUAAAACGAUAAGU